Python bivittatus (Burmese python) is the source of this 1321-nucleotide messenger RNA. NCBI's taxonomy places the organism in Eukaryota, Metazoa, Chordata, Lepidosauria, Squamata, Pythonidae. The record is from RefSeq and is a predicted model, not a curated record.
CGUUCGUCUUUGGAGGGAGCUGGCAUGGGAGUGUAUUUUUGAGAAUUACACCGUGCCCAGGCCAGGGAUACAGGACAUACUGUCGCAGAGCUUGGACCCAUAAUCCUGGACUUUUUCUGACUUGGGGUCAUUUUGCUUUGGAGUCUGGGGGAGCAGUGAACUUUUUCUACCCUACGGAGUCUGUCAACUUUCAAAGGCUGAUGUCUGCUUCCCGAAUAGGCUUGCCUUGUUCCCUUUCUCUGAGCCUACCUUGAAGAAUAGAAGAAUGGGACAGACGCGCUACUCAAGACCGGUAUAUCCAGCUCCCUUGGCUGAGGAGGUGGAUCAGCCAUCACAGGAUGCUGGAACGGUGGCUGAAGUUCUGGAAUCCGGUGACACGACCCCCCCUUCCAAGAGAAAGAGCAAGUUUGCUGGGUUUGGCAAGAUCUUUAAACCUUGGAAGUGGCGGAAAAAGAAAACCAGUGGAAAAUUUAAGGAAACAUCAGAAGUUUUAGAACGAAAGAUUUCAAUGCGAAAGCCAAGAGAGGAGCUCAUUAAAAGAGGGGUUCUGUUGGAAGAUGUUGAACAGGGUGAGUUUACCCACUGUCUUCCUCUGUGUGUUCUACAUUUGCAGUUCCAGCUCUGACAAACCUCAUCUUUGGCAUUCCAUGCCUGGGUGCCCCCUCAUUUACUCCCCUCAUUUCCUCUCACCCCCUUCCCCAUCUCUGCUAAAUGUGACUCUCUGUCCUUGUCUGCCCUUUGAACGUUUUUGCUAUGGGUUCUGUAUGUUCCAGGGAGAGCCGGCGAAAGAACGUUUCAUUUAUUUCCUUCCUUUUUUCCAAGGAGACAUUUUAGGUGACAGAUUAUGAGUUGCUGAAGGUCAGCUAGCGAGUAGCUGGAAAGCUCACUUGGAUUCCAAGGGAGCAGUGAAAAUGAAUACUGCAGGGGUAAAGCACGUCUUUCAUAUAUGUGAAAGGCUUUGGUUCAAUUCUUGAUCAUUGAUGAUGGGGCUGGACAAGACUUCAUCUGAAAUUGUGGAUGACUGCUGCCAGCCUGGCUUCAUCUGUGUUGGGAUGGCAACUCCCAGAAUUCCUAGCAGAUGUGUGCUCACAUCUGGACAAUUCAAGACUGAGAUAGAGCAGGAAUGCUCAGUAUUUUGGGACCAUAAUUUAGACUUUUGAAAGCAUUGGCAUUGCCAGUCAUAAAACCCUUAUUUGCUGGAAAGGAACAAGUGAGGAUCCUCACUGCCAACUGUUCUAGAUUCCCAGGAUGUUUCCCUCUCCCCCUCCCAGGUGGGUACACUUUCUAAAAAAAAAAAGAAAAAAGAAUGCCUUAAUGCAAG